Molecule: messenger RNA, 2874 nt
Organism: Salvia miltiorrhiza (redroot sage)
Lineage: Eukaryota; Viridiplantae; Streptophyta; Magnoliopsida; Lamiales; Lamiaceae
Exons: 9
Coding region: 209-2722 (837 amino acids)
Biological process (GO): proteolysis
Molecular function (GO): cysteine-type peptidase activity
Source: RefSeq, a predicted model, not a curated record
CCCGUCACCCUCCCCGCCGCAUCACCCUUCCGCCGUCGUGACUCCCUCACCGACGCCGCCGCCGUCUCUCUGUCGUCAUCGUCGCGCAGUGCUGGUCACCGCUGUCACCGUCGUCGUCUUCGCGCGGUGCUGCUCGCCGCCGUGACUCCCUCGCCGCCGUUGUGACUCCAUCCCGCCGUCACCGCAAAUCUCCAGUUCAAGCUACCAAAUGUCGUCAGAUGAACAUUUAACGGAGAACAACGAUUCAGACAACGAUCCCGACAAUCCAAUUCAAGAGGGAGGAUGGAAGUGGAAGAGACCUCUAAUGAGAGGUGUUUCUUGUACAAUAGUGACAUACACGAAGGAUUCAACCAUUAUGAAUGGUAUCCGUAGAGUUCUAUCAGAAGAGGGAGAAGUCGCACUUAAGCAAUUUGAGAAAAGCUGCUUUGGAAGAUUUUUAAAGCUACCGGAUUCAAUUAACAAAUGCAAUCAAGCCAUUCAUCACGUCAUAUCACAUCAAAUAAUAUUUGGUGAGGAAGCAGAUAAAACGGCGCUGUGGUUUAGGAUAAACAACCAAAAUUUGAGGUUCAGUCGUUUUGAGUAUGCUUUAGUGACGGGACUCCAAUUUGGAGAAAGUGCUUUUAAUCCCUAUGUUGAGCAUGAAAUACAUGAACACUCAUUAUAUCAUAGGGAGUUAGAUGGAAGGCCAACUACUCCUACAGAGUUGCUUAAGAAAUUCUUAGAAGGUCAUUUGGGUGAUUAUGCUGAAGAUUAUGUGAAAGCAGCGAAGAUAUUGUUUGCUUACUACAUAGUGCUUGGCGAUGAUGGUAGGAGAGCAAUAAAAGAUUGGGUAUGGGCUUUGAUAGAGGAUACAGAAGCUUGGAAUUCAUUUCCAUGGGGAAGCUACUCAUUUCAAAGGCUAAUUUUCUACAUAGACGGUGUGCAACAGACACCCACUAAAGAUUGUGUGCGCGAGCAAUAUCACCUAUAUGGAGCAGCGUCAUCAUUUCUGGCUUGGAUUUAUUGUGCAAUCCUAGAACUGGGGAAGAACUGUGGAGGUAUAGCUUCAAAAUCACGAAUUCCUCGCAUGUUGCGAUUUCUAUAUUCGAGGACAGUGAUAGAUGUUGACAGCAUCACGGGCACUGUAUAUCCGAUAUUAGAACCCACAGAUGAAGAAAAGAAUAAAAAGAGUUGGAAAUCAGUUGAAUCAGAAGGAACUCCCUUCAAGUUGAAGUACAUGGAAUGUAGGGGGAUGCCGAAGAAAUCCAAAAAGGAAGUUGUAUCAAAGAAGCCAGUAAAAUCACAGAAGACAGCUGCAGAUUGUAAUCCUAGGAGUUCUAAUGAGUUAGUGAAUCCUCGCGUGGAGGAAACUCGUCGACAAGCUGGUCUAGAAGAUCCUACAUACAGUUUUACAUAUUCCCAACGUCAAGCAUUUGUUGAAGAGAUAGGGGAAUAUGUAGUACAAAAGCUGAUGGGUCAACAAUUUGCUCAACAAAUAGGGGAUUACACUGUGCGACAAGUAAUGAGUCAGCUUCCUCAGUAUAUGGAUUUCAUGAGGCAUAUUGCUUCCAUUAACAAUCCAGAGGUCCAGAUGGGUGACAAGUCAAAUGCUAGAGAAGUAAGGGAAAAUGUUGGAGUAUCUGCGGGCCAUGGUCCUGAUGCAUUGGUACAGAGUGGGAAUGAAAAGGUUGCAGGUGACAAUGAAGAUCAAAACUCCACUCCAACAGGGAAUGCUUGGAUUUCUCCUUGCCCAAUGCCUUCUCAGCUUUCGUCAAGAUGGGGUACUCAGUAUGAAAGUUAUCCUUACUUUGCUCCUGCUCAGUUCACCCAAGGUGAUGCUAGCCAGAGUUCAAUUCCCUCAAAAGUAGACUACAAGGAGGUUAGAAGGAGGGAGCCUUCGGCUAUUUUGCGUAGUCCAUUCCGCAUUGAUGACAAACGAGGGAAUGACUUUGCAAAGUAUUUGAGAACACGUGGCAAGAGAAAUGUUGGUUUACAAAAUGAUGUGGAUUCUAGCUUUUUUAAGUGUAUAAAAAACAAGUCCACUUUGUUGGAAGACAUCCACAUCGAUGCAUAUCUUGUUGUUCUUCAUGCACAACCGGGAUUAGCGAAGCUGAAUAAAGUGGAUGAAAGGGUCACUAUCACUAGCACUGGUUUCAUGGCUGCCAUUACACAAGCAUGGAAAAAAUAUCACAAGACGGACUGUAAUGAGCAGCUUAAUCCGGAUGUGGAAGAAGUGAUACCUGUUGAGGAUCUAUAUGAGCUGUCAAAAUACGUCACAGGUGACCUGCCAGGUUGGGGUAAGUACAAACCAUGGUACGACUAUGAUGAGUUGAUUAUGGUUUGCGAGCUAGAAAGUCAUUGGGUGACUUGCAGUGUCAAUUUCAUCAAGAGUGCUAUCACUAUAUAUGAUUCUACUCAGCACAAGUUGGAUGAUACUGACUAUGCAGUUAGAAAGACAUUCUUCACUCCAUUGGCACGCAUGCUGCCACAGAUCCUCAAGUACUCUGGAUUCUACGAUGAAAGGAAAGAAGUAAAGCCAAAGUUGACGGAAUGGCACUUUGCAUACCCCGAGAGUGGUAAUGUGUACAAGCAAACAGACAUCAAAAGCGGUGGAGCAUAUGCAUUGAAGUAUGCUGAGAUGAUACUCACGAAGCAACAUCUCCCGUCAUUUGAGAAGAAGGAUGUUGAAAAAUUCCGUGUUGAUGUAGCAGCCACUAUUUACAAGUUUAGCACUGAGGGCUAAAGUGUAGACUAGUUUGUUUGUGGUGUUUUUGUAAUGAAUUUAUGACUUAUGAAAUGUUUUUGUCGACUUUGACUCUUUUUCUCAAGGUUUAUUAGACUAUGAACCUUUUGGUAAUGAAAUCUGCUUACGUCGACGUUCAUCAAACUUUGAAA